AUGCGAAUCAAAGUGUUCCCACCCGGCUAUAUCGUCGGAACUGACAGUCUUCAAAUACACCUUUUCAUUCCAGAUGUAUCUCAAGCACGAGCUUAUGCUAUUCACGGAAAAAUCCAAGGCCUAGUGGAUGCUGUAGGCCAAAAAACAGAGAACAUCGCUGCUCUUCAGGACGACGUAUGCAUCUAUCUCGAUGCUCUAAGAGGCAACUAUACAAUUCUUUGUGGUCACGAGUACUUGGGGGAUUGCCCGCCCAUCGACAUUAUGGACUCGUUUCAUCAACUAUGCUUGGUUUGCCAUAAACACUUUCCGCUGAACUUCAAAGAAUUCUGGCAAACCUACCUAUAUCCGAUAGUCUCUUGUGCUACCGAGGAACAAAUGGCUGAGAUGCAUCAUGACUGUCCUAAAGGAUUAUGGGCUGCUAUGGUGGCAGAAAGCAUGGGCCAACCUCAACUCCUAUCUCAUAGAGGAAUCGGGCAAGCUGUCGUUAAGGACUGGUCAAUUUUUGCAUGGACCAAGGACAUUUCUGAACCUCCUGCAUGGCAACUGGAAACACAUCCGAACCCGGAUGCCGAGCAUGCCUCAUCGACGGCUUCAUUUGUGUCGGGCGAGAAGGGAUACCUAAUUUCCAAGCUGAAAUAG
Messenger RNA from Desarmillaria tabescens, 639 nucleotides. RefSeq lists its product as uncharacterized. The record is from RefSeq and is a predicted model, not a curated record. The transcript is spliced from 4 exons. Lineage: Eukaryota; Fungi; Basidiomycota; Agaricomycetes; Agaricales; Physalacriaceae. The coding region runs from base 1 to 639 and encodes 212 amino acids.